Molecule: messenger RNA, 3894 nt
Organism: Monosiga brevicollis MX1
Lineage: Eukaryota; Choanoflagellata; Craspedida; Salpingoecidae
Exons: 30
Coding region: 1-3537 (1178 amino acids)
Biological process (GO): mitotic sister chromatid segregation
Cellular component (GO): condensin complex; nucleus
Source: RefSeq, a predicted model, not a curated record
AUGGCUCGCGAUCGCGGUGCCAGCACGCGCGUGCUGGCUGACCGUGGCAAUGAACCCGGCUCCGCUACGUCGAGCAAGGCGUCGGCACCACAGAAGCGCGCCAACAAGGGGCCCACCACGGCUACACGGCGAGAGGACCUGAUGAAUGCGAUGAGUUCCAUGGACUCGCUUGCUGCUUUUCAUACACAGGAGCAACAGGCCGACUCCUUGGACAUGAAGGAGCUGCUUGAAGCACACUCUGUCAAGCAGGCCCAGGACCUUUGGGCCGCCGCCGUCAGCCUUCUCCAGUCCGAGGUCAUUCCCGCCCUCCCCAGCGGCGAUGCAGCCCCCGAAGCCCUGUCUGAGGUAUACACCCUUCCACUCUGCUUCCCACACAAGCAUCUGGAGCAGCAGGCCAUCAGCAGUUUCACCUUGGUCACGGAAAUGGCCCUCGCAGCGCCACCCGCCGUCCGAGAAGAUGCCGAUCUGCAGGUGCCACAGGACCUCAUUACCAUCGUCCUCGCCGUGCACGACUACCUGCUUGCUGCGCCGACCAGUGCUCGCGAGCUGCGAAAUGCCAGCAUUACUCUUCUUGGCAACUGGUUCCGGUAUCAGCGACCACAAUAUCAAGACAUUACGCCCCACUUGUGCUCAGCUGCAGUCAUCAUGGCUCUGGAGGAAAAAGCGAACCAGUCCGCCAUCAAGCGUCUCUACAGCAUGCGAGAAGCCUUUAUGGCCCUUGACUAUGAUCAUGAGUCCUCUGUUGCUCUCAAGAGCUGCCUGUUGCAAUGCGUUGUUGAGCCUCAAUUCUUGAACGUGCUUGAGGGCCGCCGCUUCCUGAGCUUCCUUUUUGGUCUGCACCUCAACUUCACGGAGCAGCUACAUACCAACAUCAAAAGCACCCUUCCCCACUGCCCAAAGAGUUUCAUCAGCGCAUAUGGCGAGAUCUAUUACCGAGCCUGGCGAGGUGCUUCUGGCGCCUACCAAACCACGAUUGAAAAUGCGUGCAUUCAGGACUUGAUCUAUCACGCCCUGCACGCCCGCAAGCCAGCCUUCCGUGGUCCCAAUAUGCCUCUCAUGCUACGCACGAUGCUGAAUGAUUUUCACGAAAAGAAGCAAGAGCGUGGGGUGGAUGAGAUGUUGACCAAGUUGUAUGAGCCUCUGCUGUGGCGCGCACUCAAAGUGGCCAAUCCUUUUGUGCGCCGCAACGCCGCUUGUCUGCUCGCCGACGUCUUUCCGUUGACCAACCCCAAUGCAUCACGCCCGGAGAAUGAAGCUCUUUUGGAGCAUCAAGUCGAUGCUUUGCAAGAGCUCCUCACUGACCCACACGCCGCUGUGCGCGCCACUGGUGUUCAAGCAGUGUGCCGAGUGCUCUGUGGUUAUUGGGAACUGUUCCCUGCAAAUGCUCUGAGCGGCAUUUUGACCAAGGUGGUCAAUGACCUGACACGCUUCAUUGAUCUGCUGCUUGCCGUCAAGGGCAUCCGUGACAUCCGCUUCCAUGACAUCGUGCCCCUGGAUCAGCUCUUGGCCCGCCUGCCUCUUGAGACACCCGGUAACCAAAAGCGACUGUGCAAACUGCUUCUCCCCACCUAUUUUCCCAUGGGCAACACAGACGAAGUUCGCUACGACCGAUGCGUGCGCCUUGUCGAAGCCAAUCGCGAAGCGAGUCGCAUCUUUUAUAGCUUGCUACCCGAGCUCAAGGGAAAGGCAUCAGACAGCGACGUGGCGCGCUUCGUCGCCGUCCUGGCUGCGGGCUUGUCGAGCGACGUCAAAGGCGAGGGUCUUUUUGAUGAAGUGGACAGCCUGAUGAAUGAAAUGGACGCUGCCAACGCCGAAGCUGCUGAGGAUACCCCAAUGGCUCGAGACACUCUGGUGGGCUUGAUGGAGGUGAUGGUGGUCUUGCUGGAGCAGCUGACACGGCGCCAUGGACAAGACACACUGACCUCUCGCCUGGCGGACCGCAUCAGCUCACUGGUGCAGUUCUUGCACACUCAAUACGGAGAUGACGAGGAGAUCCAGACCUGUACCAGCAUUAUCAUGGCUACCUUGCCCGACGUCUCCACGAAGGAGAUUGUGCAAGACCGUUUGGAAGAGCUCGUCGCCGCUGAGAGCAACACAGAUGACCUGAACGCAAACGUGCAUUGGCUGCUCCAGAAUCAUCAGCUACCUUCAUUGCUUUACUUGGGAGAACAGCUUGUCGCCAACGCCCUUCAAGUUGAACACGUGCCAGGCGUGGUUGUGCGUUCCAAUCAGCACAAGCGAGGCGCAAGCAAGUCCCGCUCAGAGGUGGAUACAGAUUUACUGACUGUAGAUGACACGUCGCGCAGCGGCUUGGGUGAUUCCAUCCUCAAAGCCUGUUUGACGUUUGCGGGCCAACAAGAUGCCACACCUGAAGACCGCAAGGCCUUGUUGGGCACGGCUCCGGAAUUGCUGCAGCGCAUCCCUGAUGUGGUGUUGGGUCGCUGCUCGGGAAUCAAAAUGCUUCCAACCAACGUGGACCGUGAGCUACCUCACAUGCUGAAUACUUGGUUUCAAAUGCAACUGCUCGUGGGCAGUGAGGUUGAUAUCUGGCAGGCGUUUGAUGAGCUAACGCGGGUGCUGACCACGGGCAUCUUGCCUGCGCUGGAGCAACUGACGACAGCCCCCAUCCCCAAAAAGGCAUCGAAGCGCUCCAAGGGUGCAAGCAAGGAUGCGCCAACGACCCUGCAAGAAGAUGUUUUGCAGGCUCUGGCCGCUGAUAUUAUUGGCCAGGCUAUUCCCGCAGCUUUGCGCCUCGGAGCUGUGGAGACGACAUCCAUCACCACGGCCGUGGAAGCAGCGUCGCAGGUGGCCAAGGUCAUGCCAGCCGAGGUCCUGUGCGAAAGCCUCAGCACGCUCUGUCAAGAGCUCUUGGCCAGCACUUCGGGCACUCAACCCCACGAGCAUGAUGCGCAUGGUCUGCGCCUUCUGCGUCUCAUGCUAUGCCAAGCCCAUGGCACGAGCACCGCCUUUGCCCCCGUCCGCACUUUGGUCGUUCGCCUGGCCUCGGUCUUCCAGCGCCGCCAGUUGCUCCAAACCUAUGUGGCAACGUUGGUGGAUGGCCUGCUUGACGGCAUGGAGGCUGCCGGGUGCAUCGACAAGACUAUUGGAGUGACAACAACCAUUGCUGCUCACACCGUUCUUCCCCUCCUCGCUGCAAGCCCUGCCUUGUUGUCAGCCUUCGUGCGAGCGCUGAAUGGAAUGCCAGCUGUGCCCCUCCGCCUUUACAAUGCAUUGCACCUGCUCUCGUUUCUUUGCUCUAACCAACCACUGCCUCUGCCCCCAAGGCUGAAGCAAGAAUGUGGCUCGGAGACGGUGUGCGGUGCUGACAUCAAGACAAAUCGCUUCUCGAUAGAUCUCAAGGAAGGUCGCCGUGAGCAAGCCAAAGUCCUUUAUGCGGCAGCCAAGCGCCUUCGCACGCACUUGCAAGACUCUGGCGCGUCUUCUGAGGACGCCGAUCGCUCUACGGAGUUGAUGCACGAUCGCGUGGCAAAGGCCUUUGAUGCUUUCAUUGCAGAGGAGCAACCGUCCACCGCUUAACUCCGAUUGCAGGCUUUUGCGUCGAAGCUCGUACACGUUGUGAAGAAAAAAAAAAUAAAGAAAGUUGGGAUUGUCGCGGCAGUGUCACUCGCCUGCCUUGCCGGUGCACCCAUUUUUGGAUGCAAAACGCGAAUGACAUGUCAAUGUGAGAAAGCUUGGUUUAUACUGUGUUGUUGUUCUUUAUUCUCGCUCGCUUCCAUCCAGUCUGCGGAUGGUAAGGUCUGCUGGUCUGCGAGCACAGCAGGCGCCCUUGGCUGUUCUCUGUGUGUUUCAGUUUGUGUGAGGACCACUCGUGGUGUUGUUGUGUCGUGCAAAGUCAGCACAGCUCUAUAACCCACUCAAUUGUACUCGUGGCUU